This is a messenger RNA of Ceratina calcarata, 5796 nucleotides long. It is a transcript of the gene mahj, whose product is annotated as LisH and WD40 domain-containing protein mahjong. Gene Ontology annotation, cellular component: Cul4-RING E3 ubiquitin ligase complex; nucleus. Gene Ontology annotation, molecular function: protein binding. The transcript is spliced from 19 exons. The coding region runs from base 104 to 4795 and encodes 1563 amino acids. NCBI's taxonomy places the organism in Eukaryota, Metazoa, Arthropoda, Insecta, Hymenoptera, Apidae. The record is from RefSeq and is a predicted model, not a curated record. Gene Ontology annotation, biological process: protein ubiquitination.
CUAACCUAACAAGAUACACGCUGCUUUUACCUCCAACAAGUUUGAUCCUCCGAAUUUCGAAUAACAAACAACAAUCUGUCUUCAUCGGGUAAUAGGGAAAAAGAUGUCAAGUGCAGAAUCCUUAUCAGAAGUAACAGAUGUAGUCCAAAUCCUCAGGCAAUGGGAAGAAGAACAUACUUCACCUUCGUACGAUCCAGUUCCGACACUUCAAAGACUGGCAGAAAUAAUAGAAUUAGAAACCGAAAAUUAUUUGAAAAUGGAUCCAGACCCAUUCGAUGAAAGGCAUCCAUCGCGCACAGACCCAGAAUGCAAUUUUGGACACAUAUUGAAAGUUCUAUUUAGAAAAGAUAAUUUUAUGACCAAGCUUAUAAAUGAUUACUUGAGAGACACUUACUGGUCUCGCGCGGGUGUCACAGGUCGUGAUGUUAGAAAACUAAACAUCGCAGCUUGUCGUCUUAUGCUCGAUAUUCUUCCGGGGUUAGAAACUUCUGCAGUGUUCCAGCCAGAUAUGGACGGUCUUAUUCAUCGUUUGUUUUCUUGGGCAGAGAAAAGCAUAGAACCUUUGCAAAGUUAUGCAACAGGGCUCGUAGCAGCUGCAAUGGAAGUUCAAGAGAUCGCAACAGGAUUCAGAGAGCAGAAUGGGAAAAUGGUGCCUUUAAUGUUGCAAAGGCUUCAUAAAUUGCAAGAGAAAGCCCAAGAAGAUAGGCAACUCGCCGCCAAUAAUAGGCCGUUUGCACAUUUUGGUCAGGAUAGAAACAGUGGAGGAGAUGCAGAAAACAAAGGCGUGCCUGGAAAAAGAAAAGUGAGAGAAAAGCGAAAAGAAAAUGGGAUUCUUAAAAGUCCAAAUGGUAGUAAUUAUUUUUCUGAAGGAGAAGAAGACUGUGCCGACUCUUCUGAAGAUUCUGCUCCCUUACCCAAGAGAAAGAAAAGCGACGCAGGAUGCGAGACUCCGAUAAAAAAUGAUAACAUAUACCCAGAAAUAAUGUCUCCGCCUCUGGCUGUGCCAAAGAAUCCUAAUUUAAGUACUCAAGCGACACCAUCGAAGGCACAAAACAGUCUCAACAGGUCAGUGAACGUCUCCUCGGCGCGAUGCAAUUUGCAGAAGAAUUCGACGUCAUCGAUGCAAAGUUCCAUUACACCGGCUGCAUUAAUCGAGAAUAAUUCCAAUUCUUCAUGGGCGGAGAUGGAAUCGUACGUUAUAGGAAAUGUACAAAUACAUCCUCCAACGUUGGCCACGCGGCAGAUGUUAAUAUUAAGAUACCUUACGCCGAUGGGUGAAUAUCAAGAGUUCUUAGGCCACGUAUUCGAACAGAACGCUUUAGAGUUAAUUCUAAAGUAUAUCAAUGUCAGAGAAACCAAGGACAGUCGCUUAGCCUUCGAGGCUUUGAAAUAUUUAGCCUCCCUCCUUUGUCAUAAAAAGUUCUCUAUUGAAUUCCUCAACGUCGGUGGCUUACAGAAACUGUUGGACGUUCCAAGACCCAGUGUCGCGGCCACUGGUGUCUCAAUUUGUUUAUAUUAUUUAGCGUACUGUGAGGACGCGAUGGAGAGAGUAUGUCUACUGCCAAAGCACGUAAUCUCCGACCUCGUUACUUACGCGUUGUGGCUUCUAGAGCGAAGCCACGAUUCUGGAAGAUGCCACGCGACAAUGUUUUUUGGAUUUUCCUUCCCAUUUAAAGUGAUACUCGAAGAAUUCGAUGCGCAGGAUGGACUUAGAAAACUUUUUAACGUGAUUUCCACAUUGCCAAUUUUGAACAUCGAGGAAGAACCGGCAUUGAAUGACGACGAAGAAUGUGCUUCUAGACAGAUAGUUAGGCAUGUUGCGGUAGCUUUGAAACGAUACAUGGAGGCUCAUUUACAUCUUAAAGCGGAACAAUUGCAAAGAGCUGAAAACGUUAGGGCAGAGCGUGACACGUGGCAGCCAUCGCUACCACCUUAUAAAGCUGUCAAAUUGAGCAGUGAAGAAGUUCAAGCGAAGGUGGAAGUGCUUCAGGAAUUAAUGUCUGUAAGGGCAGUGUGGCCGCCAGUAGAAGAGUUAUAUCGCCUCGGGGGGAUAACGCUUCUCCUUCAGAUUAUUGCAUUUGCUAGGGAAUGGAAUUACAGUGGCCGAGUUCAUACCACCUCGAGCGCGGAGACGGUCCGCUCUUGCUUAGAUGUAAUAGCUAUUUGUUCCAUAGUGCCAAAAGUGAUGUUGCUGCUUUGCGAAAGAGUCGACAUGCCUGAUAUGUCGAUGACAAUGGCGAUCAAUCUGCUCUUAGCUGCAGCGGAAUGCGAGAUCAUCGCAGAUCCCGAUGUACAGAGAGCUGCGCUGAGAGCUGUGAUCAACUGUGUAUGCGCUCCAAUAAAUAGAAUUGGUGGUAAUGUAGCAAGAUAUUCAGUAACAGGUUCUGCCAAGAAAAAAGCGAAUAAUAACAGCGAGGAGUUAAUACAAAAAAUUUGGGGAAGUGUAAGGUCGAAUAACGGAAUAAUGGUCUUGUUGCAAUUAAUGAUGGUAAAAACUCCUAUCACGGAUGCUGAUAGUAUAAGGGCAUUAGCUUGUCGCGCAUUAGCGGGUUUGGCGCGGAGCGAGAAAGUCAGACAAAUAAUUAGCAAACUACCAAUGUUCACCGACGGACAAAUUCAGGCUCUUAUGAAAGAUCCGAUACUUCAAGAAAAGAGACAGGAGCACGUAAUGUUUCAAAAGUACGCCUUGGAGUUAAUGGGCAGAGUUUCCGGGGAAGCGAAACCUACUGGGGCGGAAUACGAAAUUUCUUUGGCCAGUUUACAUCGUGCAAAUGUAGUAGCACAGACGAGAAUACAGUAUAAUGAACAUCAAUUGAAUCAGUUAAUAUACCAACAUUUAAUGUCGAAAGGUUUAACAGACACUGCGUCGACACUUCACAGGGAAGCGAAUUUAGAGUCUUCUGCUAUAAUGAAACCGAUAUGCACAUAUCAGCCGUUUACUUAUCGCAGUCCUGUAACUACAACAACAAGAAAUGGAUUUUCUCCUGGAGCAACAGUGAAUUUGUACAGCACGAACAGAUGUACUCAAAGAGAUGUCACUCCCCGUAACAACACCACUCCCACCUCAUCCUUUAGGUACAUAUCCCAUUCGAAUACCAGUUCAAGUUCAGCGUCAUUAAGUACUCCAAAUAACGUCCGCUUGAAACUUUCCGACUGCCUCAAUCAAAGUACUGUUCCGACUAGCACACCUCAACCAAUUAAAGUACAAAUUAACCAAAAGAAAAUUCAAGUCGAUAAGCAGGCUCUAGUCAGUCAAAUGAAUUGUCAUUCGACGUCGUGUCGAUCGCUGCAAAAACAAAUUUCAAGAGAUCCUGGAGUCGGAGGACUCGGUAUAGCUACGUCAAAUCCGUCUACUAUAACCCUGGAUUCCAUUAUAACGGAAUAUUUAACUAAUCAACACGCUUUAUGUAAAAAUCCAAUGGUUACUUGUCCACAAUUCAAUCUAUUCGAACCUCAUAAAUGUCCUGAUCCAUGUACAAAGAAUUCAACACCAACCAAUGUAACGGUAAGAUUGGCUAGAAGAUCGAUGGGUAUCGAUGGCAGAAGACUGGAUAGAAGACUUAUAUAUAGCCGAUUUUGUCCUGUAAAAACUUUCCGACCUACAGACGUUGAAGCUUUUACUUGUUGUAUUUUCUCGCCUUGUCAACAAUAUCUAAUGUUGGGUACUUACGCGGGGGAAGUAAAGAUGUACAAUAUACACACGGGAUUAGAAGAAGCGACGUAUUCCUGUCACGAGUCUUACAUCUGUAACAUGGAAUGUAAUCAACGGGGAAAUUUAUUGUUAACUACCACACCGUGGAGGAGUCCUAUGUCUGCACUCUGGAGUAUAGGAACGUUCUUCGAUUUAAAAUUGUCUUUAGAAAACGAGGAUCACGUUGAAUUUGGAAAACUGCAAGACAGAAUUAUUGGAACACAAGGCGAAAUUGCAACGAUUUAUGAUAUAGCGACUGGACAAUUGUUAACUAGGCUAGCUCCUGCAAUUUCUAAUCGAUACACGCAAAAUCGUGCUACUUUCAGUAUGAAUGAUGAGUUGGUUUUAAGCGACGGAAUUUUAUGGGAUGUAAACUCAGGCAAACAAAUUCAUAAAUUUGAUAAAUUGAACCAAACGCUUAACGGAGUUUUCCAUCCCAAUGGUACGGAAGUAGUGUCGAACACAGAAGUCUGGGACUUAAGAACCUUUCAUUUGUUAAAGACGGUACCGACUCUCGAUCAAAUGGAAAUAAUAUUCUCUCCUGUUAAUAACAUUAUCUAUGCCGUGUCAUCGGAUAUUGAAAACGCAGACGAAUCAAACUGUAUUACAUCAUUUAAAACGUUAGAUGCUUUGGACUACAGUAACAUUGCUACCUAUGAUGUUCGAAGAGGAGUUUACGGACUGGCUUGUAACAAAUUCGAUACGCAAAUAGCCGUAGUUGAGAAUCUGAACGAAUUCAACGAUAUUCACGAGUCGAGCGUUAGAUUGUACGACGUUGGAAGAAGGAAAGAUGAUAAGGACGAAUCAGACGAGGACGAUGAUGAAGAUGAUCUCGAUGCGAGCGACGAUGAUGGUUCGAAUUCUGGUUCCGAUGAUAAUAACGCAGAUGAUGCGGAUAAUCCGGAUCCAGCGGCAGGAGAGAAUGGCGAUGAUAAUGAGCGAAACGAUCUUGAGAUAAACGACGACGACGACGAUGACGAUGACGACGAUGAUGCAGCUGACGCCGAUGAUUCGGCGAACGAUCUGACGGAUUACACCAGAUCUCCUGAUUCGCCAGAUUUUUCUUUCUCCGACGCCGACGAUCUUGAAAUUCUGUUCUCCUAAAUGUGUGAACAGCAACACGUUCAAACUAUGGAAACAUGCCUUCAACGGUUUUGUUGGACUAUACAUAGGAAUUUGAUUCAUUUUCGGCCAGUUAGUGAAAUGCUGAACAAUGCAGUUUUGUUAUGAUCUAACAUUUUUUCAGUGUUUAAUUGGCGAAAUGGAAGUAUGCAUUUAAGUGAAUAGAAAACAUUACCAAAAGAGAUCUUAGGUUUUCUUAUGUGGAAUAUCUUCUGUUCAUUAGAUUUUAAUAUUUCAUAGCUUAAUUUAGUAAUCGGUCUAUUACGUGGUUAGAUUUGUCUGAACAGAUAUAUAUAUAUAUGGGAGUGCUAAAUAAAUAUUGGCUAAAUAAGUAGUUAUUACGUAUUUUCUUUAAGCUAUAUUUUGAAUUUUGAGAAAAUUAUUUCUUAAUUGGAGCACAUUUGUGGCAUAAUCAAAAUUGGAAAAAUGUGUAAUUAUCGAUUAACUCGUUCAUUUCGCCAAUACAGAAACGAAGCGGGGUUGGCCAGUGAGAAGAUUUUAAGGUCAUUUAAUAUUACUCGGCAAUGAUUACGCUCUGUUAAGCGUUAAGAAUAAUGAAAUGCGAUGUAACUUUCAAUUACGAUCGACUUUUCCAUCGAUCGGUUUAAAUGUAUAUAUUAUUAUUUAAGUCAUAUUUGUUGUUCAAUGAACAUAAUAUCACAUAUUCUCUACUAAAUAAUGGUUUUAUAUUAAUGGAUACCCUUAUUUUUCGAAAGCUGAUUUGCGAGCAUUUUCAUUACGAUCAAGAAGCGGGUCGAAGAGAUAAAUUGCCGGAGAAUUGAAUCUCCGAUUAUUUUAAUAACUUCAUUUCAUUCUAAGAGCAGUAAAACUUUCUAAUUCUUUCAUGGUACCACUUAUGUAUGUAUAUGAAAAAAAAAAAUAGAAUGCGAGGAUGUGAGCGUGUGGGAAGAACUGAGAGAUUGUAAAAAGUUGAUUUAAUCCUGUCGAUUGUUAUCUUAAAUAAAGAAUCGUAAAUUUGUAUA